This is a messenger RNA of Scomber japonicus (chub mackerel), 1423 nucleotides long. It is a transcript of the gene trim35-13, whose product is annotated as tripartite motif containing 35-13. The transcript has 6 exons. The coding region runs from base 10 to 1416 and encodes 468 amino acids. The record is from RefSeq and is a predicted model, not a curated record. Gene Ontology annotation, molecular function: protein binding; zinc ion binding. NCBI's taxonomy places the organism in Eukaryota, Metazoa, Chordata, Actinopteri, Scombriformes, Scombridae.
CGAAGAAGAAUGGCCAGCAGACGUGUUCAUUCAGUGGAUGACCUUUGCUGUCCAAUUUGUGGGCUCAUUCUCAAACAGCCAGUCAUUCUCACAUGUAGACACAGAUUCUGUAAAGCCUGUCUAAAAGUCAACUGGGAGACACAAGGUGGUGAGGGUUCACACUACUGUCCUCUGUGCUGGUGUAAUUCCUCCAUGGAUCAAAUAGUGGUGAGCAGUGUGCUGGAGAAGGCCUGUGAAUCUUUUAAGAAAGACAGAAGCAAAGAUGACCCGGGGGCUUGUAAUGAGCAUGGAGAAGACCUCACAUUGUUCUGUUUGGAGGACUUGGAGCCAAUCUGUGAAGUGUGUGGGAAAGAGGCUGCACACAAGGGGCACAGGCUCUAUCCCCUUGGGGAAGGUGCUCAUGACUGUAAGGCAGAACUAAAGAAUGCACUGCAGCCUUUGAAAGACAAAUUGCAGCUGUACAAGAAGGCGAGAAUGGUCUGUGAAGAAAUGGCAGAGCAUGUCAAGAACCAAGCUGAACAUACCGAAACACAGAUCAAAGAGGAAUUUGAAGCCCUUCACAAUUUUCUGAAGGAGCAGGAGGCUGCCAGACUUUCUGAUUUAAAGGAUGAGGAGGAUCAGAAGAAUCUCAUGAUAAACCAGAAGAUGGAGGACAUCAACAAUGAAAUGGCAUCUCUCUCCAACACCAUCAGAUUAGUGGAACAGGAGAUGCAAUCUCACGAUAUCCCAUUUCUUAAGAAUUACAAAGAAACAAUAAGGAGAACCUGGCAACGUCCCCUUAAUCCACAAAUGAUUUCUGGUGCUCUGAUUGACGUGGCCAAGCAUUUAGGCUCUCUGAAAUACAAAGUGUGGGAGAAGAUGAAGAGUAUAAUUAGAUAUGCUCCAGUGAUUCUGGAUCCCAACACGGCAGCCAGCUGCUUCAUCUUGUCUGAGGAUCUCACAGUGGUGCAGAACUCUACCCAGAUUUUCAAGGUGCCUGACAACCCAGAACGCUUUGAUGUCAGUGCUGAGAUGCUGGCUUCAGAGAGCUAUUCCUCUGGACGCCACAGCUGGGAUGUGGAAGUGAAGGACAACAACUACUGGGUGGUGGGAGUAGCCAGUGAGUCCAUCAACAGGAAGGGCAAGCACGUGCUGACACCAGCAGAGGGAUUCUGGACUAUAAGAUUUCGCAAUGGAGAACACAAGGCCUGCACCGCACCAUGGGAGCCGCUGACCAUGACUAAGAAGCCGGAUGUGAUAAGAGUGGUUUUAGACAUGGACCGAGGCAAGGUGACGUUUUAUGACCCUAGAGAGAGAACGCCUCUCUACACUUUCAAUGAGGUCAUCGUACCCACAGCCUUUCCCUACUUUUGCACUGCUUGCAAAGAGCAUCCACUGAAAAUCCUACCCAAUAGGAUAUUGUUGUCAACAGACUAAUUCACCU